Molecule: messenger RNA, 1734 nt
Organism: Coregonus sp. 'balchen'
Lineage: Eukaryota; Metazoa; Chordata; Actinopteri; Salmoniformes; Salmonidae
Source: the annotation of a GenBank genome assembly
AUGCCUAGCUCAGUCACACAGCGCUUUCUCUUCUCUUGGGUGGCCCUCCUCUCCAGCCUCUGUCAGGGGGAGGGCCGGCCCCGCCUGGCCCAAGAAGGUACACUCCGCCUGGGGCAGGAGGAGAGCCAGAGGGCCCUGGUCUUGGAGGCAGUGAAGACAGGGAUCCUGAGCUCCAUGGGGAUGGAGAGGGAGGCCAGGCCCAGGGAAAUGGCUUCAGAAGAGGAGCUGAGGAGGAUGCAUUGGCUCUACAGGGAAACACUGAGGCAGCUGACAGGGAACUCCAGUCAGGAGGGGGAAACCCAUCAUUCCACAAGGAGGACAUCCACUGUGCUUCAUCCAGCCACAGGUGAGUCCCUACUGUACUGGUUUCUACCACAAUACAGGACCCGACUGUUGACAUUCUGGCUUUAGAUAGUGAUCUGACUGUUGCCUUUAUGCAAAGUGUAUUAAUAACUUAUAGAAGAAAAGAUCUGAGUUGGAAGCCAAAGCCAAUGGCUUGGGCUUUGUAAAAGGUGUGUACCUGUGUACCAAAACAUUAUCCCAUGGUUGUGUCUUCAAGAAGAAGAAUUUUAUGACAAAACUAACAAAAAGCCUUCAAACACAUUUUUAAAAAUGUAUCUUAAUGUACCUGUGAGUGUUUUCUGAAACCAUAUGUUGUGAGAAUGAGUAAGUCAUGCUCUGAGGAGCAAUUUAGUCUUAAAGUGCUUUGUUUUUGUGUGCACUCCAACAAAAGCCUACCAUUAACAUGUGGUCUUAGCAAAGGCUGGAUAGUAAUACAGUACCUCUUCUCCAAAGCUUCGUUUUAAAUCGUUUGAUGUAAUUUUCUUUUUUUGACAAGACACAUCCAUUAAAACUCUUAAAAGCACAACCUAUUCAAGUAAUGACAGUAAUUCUAAGAACUUGAGCAUUUGUGUAACAACCCUCUUUUCAUCUCUUUCAGUGGAGCCUGUCGAAGUGCUUCAGAGUGAUGAGGAACACCCAUCAGAUGUGCUUUGGUACAGAGCUGUAUUCCACAAGAAUCCACACAUCAGGAAGGAGCUCACUUUGGCCCGGGCUGAGCUGAAGCUCUACAGACAGCUGUUGGAUGGGUCUAAAGCUGCUGAGCCCAUGAUUAGGGAAGAGGUUCAUGUGAAGAUCUAUGAGACGAAACCGCUGAACUCUUCUCUAUUGAUUCACAUAGAGACCCUUCUUCAGACGGUCGCUGCAAGAACUGGUGAUUUGACUUUGGACAUCAGAACUGUGGUUGAUAAGUGGAGGGGGAGGUCGGACGGCCACUCUCUGGUUGUGGAAGUAGGACUGGGCGUAGAAGAGGGAACUGAUCCCAAGACGAGCCCUCAGAUGGUCCUGGAGGUAGACCUUGUAGAACCUAGAUCAGCAGGCAGAAGGAGACGGACUCGCUCCAACAAAGAGGACAACUGCGAUGAAGACGGUCGCUGCUGCCGAAAAUCCAUCAACGUGUCCUUCAAGGAGAUUGGCUGGUCAGACUGGGUCGUGGCCCCCGCCGGUUACAACAUGCACUUCUGCGACGGCUCCUGUCCCCACAACUACAAGCCAGCCAGCAUGCACGCGCAGGCGAAGUCUCGUCUUCACCACAUCAACAAGGGAGCAACACCUCGCCCCUGUUGCGUGCCGGCUGCCUACGAGCCUGUGAUCCUCAUGCACUACGACAGUCGGGGAAAGUUGAAGCUCACACCCUUCAAUGACUUGAUUGUCAGCAAAUGCCACUGUGCUUGA